Molecule: messenger RNA, 1074 nt
Organism: Rotaria sp. Silwood2
Lineage: Eukaryota; Metazoa; Rotifera; Eurotatoria; Philodinida; Philodinidae
Source: the annotation of a GenBank genome assembly
AUGAAAAUUAAUUCUAUCACUUAUUUAUUGAUUUUAUUCUUAUUGAUAUGCAUAGCAGGUUUUAUAGCAGCUGGACGUGAUUUUUAUAAAAUAUUAAAUUUGCCAAGAACAGCAACGUUAAAUCAAAUAAAAAAAUCUUAUCGAAAAUUAGCAAAAGAAUUGCAUCCGGAUAAGAAUAGAAAUGACCCAAAAGCACAAGAACGUUUUCAAGAUUUAGGGGCUGCUUAUGAGGCUUUAUCUGAUCCUGAUAAACGUAAAAUUUAUGAUAAACAUGGUGAAGACGGUUUAAAACGACAAGGUGGUGACGAUUCAUUUCAUGAUCCAUUUUCAAGUUUUUUUGGUGAUUUUUUUCACUUUGGUGGUUCGAGAGAUGAUGGACAUAAUCAAGUGCCACGUGGUGGAGAUUUAGUUGUGGAUUUAUAUGUGACACUUGAAGAAGUUUAUAAUGGAAAUUUUAUUGAAGUUGUUCGAGCUAAACCAGUAGCAAAACAAACGGCUGGUUCACGAAGGUGUAAUUGUCGAAUGGAAAUGCGAACAACACAAAUGGGUCCUGGACGGUUUCAAAUGAUGCAAGAACAAGUAUGCGAUGAAUGUCCGAAUAUAAAAUUUGUUACAGAAGAAAUGGUAUUAGAAAUUGAAGUAGAACCAGGUGUAGCUGAUGGAUAUCAAAUACCAUUUGUUGCUGAAGGAGAACCUCAUAUUGAAGGUGAACCAGGUGAUUUGAAAUUUAUUAUUCGUAUUCAAAAACAUUCAAGAUUCGAACGUAAAAAUAAUGAUUUAUAUACAAAUUUAACAAUAACGCUACAAGAUGCACUUAAUGGUUUUGAUGUAUCAUUUCCUCAUCUUGAUGGACAUAAUGUAACAAUUAAACGUGAAAUGAUAACUUGGCCUGGUGCUCGAAUAAAGAAGAAAGGUGAAGGUCUACCACAACAUGAUCAAAAUAAUAUUGUUGGUGAUCUAUAUGUUACAAUUGAUGUUGAUUUUCCUAAAAGUGAAUUCAAUGAUGAACAACGAGAAGUUGUUAAAACGUUAUUACAUCAAGAAUCGAAACAUCAAUUAUACAAUGGCUUAUAG